Messenger RNA from Mytilus californianus (California mussel), 796 nucleotides. RefSeq lists its product as uncharacterized. Lineage: Eukaryota; Metazoa; Mollusca; Bivalvia; Mytilida; Mytilidae. The transcript is spliced from 5 exons. The record is from RefSeq and is a predicted model, not a curated record. Bases 69 to 620 code for a protein of 183 amino acids.
UAUCCUUAAAUGAAGCAUACAACUUCACUUGUCCAUCACAGGGACACUGGAUUAUUCGGGCAACAUCCAUGUGCAGGCCUCCAGAAAAUUAUACUUGCUUAUUUAACGUAACUUUUAGAGUAAAUGUAUAUAGAGAUAUUUGUAAUAAACCUAGAAUUUUACAUCCUGGAUAUAAAUACGUCUUUCAGCCGAACUUAAACAAAGCAACAUGCAGUGCAACUCGAUAUCAGCCUUUCAUUUUUUACACAAUUGGGAACAGUGACUGCACCUAUCAAAAAUCACUAUGUAGCAGCUUAGGUCAAGAGACGUAUCAAAUCGGCAACACUACGGUCGACAGAAAAUGUAUUUGUAAUACCGAUAGAGGAUAUUCGUUUGUCAGGAACCCGAAAAACCAGUGUUACUGCAAUCCUUCAACUGAAGAUUGCUCCUGCUAUCUUGGAAUAAAUCCAUACAACGAAACGGUUGAACUGAAAGAUAUCAAAUGCUAUAAUGACAUAACAAUGACAAGAAGUCCCAACUUAGGAGAUAGGUUUAAUAUAUCACGGACAAUAACGAUCAACGAGUUUGACAACUACAGAUACAACCUAAACAAUGUUCCUACAAAAUUGCUGUCAUCAUAACUUUUGCUACAUAGAACACAGACACUUAAUAAAAUAUUCAAUUGAAAAAUAGCUAAUGAUCCAAACUAUCAGUUAAAAUUACCGUCUUUGGUAGUAAAAUUAUACUUUUAUUAAAAAUCGACAAUACAAAUGUCGUAAAAUGCAAAACACUUUCUUUCAUCAGCUGCAUUUCGUAU